GCCUUGCUUCACUGGUCUCCGACCCGAAAGACGAGCAGCCAACAACUCUAUGCGGCGGUUCAGCAACGCCGCGGCAGAGUGGAUGGAGGCAAACGGCUACGAGGUGAAAUCGAAGCAGGGUCGAGGAGGGAGCAGUUGGGCUUCCUUCCAGACCCUGGAGACGGACAAGGGCGACUUCUUCGUGAAGACCUCCAACCGUCCGGCAGAGAAAAUGUUUAAAGGUGAAGCCUUAGGCUUAGAUGCCCUGCGUGCUGCAGGCGGUGUCUGCGUUCCCAAAGUCAUCCACUACGGUGACGACGGCAAAGGAGGUUCCUACAUCAUCAUGCAGAAGCUUUCCAUGGGUGGCCGACCCAACAUGAAAGAGUUCGGCAAGGCUUUGGCAAAGAUGCACCUGGCCGAGCCGGCAGACCAAACCGCCAAGGAGGGCAAAUUUGGCUUCGAGGUGGACAACACCAUCGGCGGCACCCCGCAGUCGAACACCUGGACCAGCAACUGGGUUGACUUCGUGCGUGAGCAUCGCCUCGGAGCACAGGUGAGGAUGGCCGGCAGCACCGAUCUUCAACGAACCUGGAAGCAAGUCCUUGAG
Messenger RNA from Symbiodinium sp. CCMP2592, 586 nucleotides. The record is from the annotation of a GenBank genome assembly. Lineage: Eukaryota; Dinophyceae; Suessiales; Symbiodiniaceae.